AUGAUGGAGCUAAUGACUGCUAUCCCUUUCAAUACAUCAGACGCCACUGGAAGAAAUGUCUCUUUGUAUGACGACGAAGAUGAGUAUGACUAUAAGGACGAGCACGCUGAGCUGAGACAGUCUCUCAACAUAAUGUCUCUCAUUGUUUACUGCCUGGCCUUUGUUCUUGGUGUGCUCGGGAAUGGAGUGGUUAUCUGGGUGACCGGCUUCAAGAUGAAGAAAACAGUUAACACAAUUUGGUUCCUCAACCUCGCUGUGGCCGACUUCCUCUUCACAGCAUUCCUGCCCCUGAGUGUGACCUACACAGCGUUGGAUUUCCACUGGCCAUUUGGCAAGUUCAUGUGCAAACUAAACAGCACAAUAAGCUUUCUGAACAUGUUUGCCAGUGUCUACAUUCUGGUGGUGAUCAGUGUGGACAGAUGUGUGUCUGUGGUGUGGCCCGUCUGGGCCCAGAACCACCGAAGUGUACGCAAGGCAUCCUGUGUGAGUCUGGGUGUUUGGGUACUGGCUCUGAUUCUCAGCACUCCAUACUUCAUCUUCAGGGACACUGGGCCAUCAUAUAACAAUGGCGACAUCAUCAAUUGCUUCAACAACUUCGCUUUUUCUGAUGACUAUGAAACCCCAUCUGUGAAUCAGCUGCGACAGUUUCGUCAUCAGGCCAUGACCAUCACCCGUUUCCUCCUGGGAUUUGUUGUCCCCUUCACUGUCAUUGUCUCCUGUUAUGCUGUGAUAAUCCAUCGUCUCAGAAGAAACCGCACCCUGGCCAGCCACUCAAGUCGGCCCUUUAAGAUCAUAGCUGCAGUUAUCACCACUUUCUUCCUGUGCUGGGCUCCUUAUCACAUAAUGGCUUUAAUUGAGUUGGUGAAUCAUAUGGCUCAUCAUGCAAGUGAAACAUUAGACCAUGUCACGACUAUUGGAGUCCCUAUAGCAACCAGCCUGGCCUUUCUCAACAGUUGCCUGAACCCAUUGCUGUAUGUGUUCAUGGGACAAGAUUUCAAGGAUAAAGUCCGCAAAUCCAUCCUGAAUGUUUUGGAGACUGCCUUCCAGGAAGAGGUUUCUCGCUCUUAUACCUACACAAACUCAAUGGUCACCAGUCGGAGCAAAGAAAAGUCUGUUUCUGAUGCUGAGGUAUAAGGUACUCUUAUUUCCAAAAACAAAUACUGUCACUGUAAAUAGCAAAUGUAACUGUAUAUAACAAAUAACUUCGCUUCUGUUGUUGUUUUUUAUCCAAGGACUCAAAGGUGAUCUAUAUUCAUUAUCUGAAAUUGAAACAUUCCACCUAUUACCGUUUGAUUAAUGGGAGAUGUAUGAUUGGCAACUUCACCGACAGUAUUUACAAUCUGGUAGACAAACGGUAAUGUUAUACAGUAACUUCUAGAUCCAUGUUUGAUGCAUUUGUGGGAUUAAGCCUUUUUUAAUUCAUGGAAAAGUGACAUUUUUUUUAAGGCUUGUUGAUGUAGAGCUUUAAAAGGGUGCCAAAGAAAAAACUUUAUGUUUUUCAUCUAUCGCAUUAACUCCAGAUGUUGAUUGCUCCAUUAUGCCCUGCCUGUAUGGGACGGCAAAGAAAACCAGCAAUAAAACAAGUCCUAGUUGUUAAUAGGCCAAUAUUGUAGACUAUAUUAAUAAUCUAAAAGUCUGGCAAGUCACCUCAAUAAUAAUAAGGCUAGUUUGACAAAGAACACAAUGCAUUUCUUGCCAUAGAAUAUAGAAGGUUGUAAACUAAUGCAUUGAACAGUAAUAAUAAAGAUUCUACAGUGUGAAUUAGCGAUGAGGAACCACUGCAUAAACAGGCUUAUUGCAAAUCACUUUACCAACUUGCCCCUCACCACUGAUCCCAUUAUGUGUGUACAUGACCACAAAUACCAUCUUUGGUACAUAUUACACUACCAAGUUACACUAGCUUUUGAUUAACUAAUUUACUCUUGUAAUUUUGCCUGUAAUGUCUAUUUUACCUGCCAUAUGGCAACAUGAACUGAUUCAACUGACUUUUGACUGCUAAAUGUCUACUGCAUGCUUUGAUAAACAUGUUUUUUUUUACCAAUGUUAUUCAGCACUAGGACAGGCUAAUGUAAGCCUAAUGAAUACCUUUUAUUGUGACCAUGAUAGUAUCAUGUUUUAAGCUGUAUUGUAUACUUGGGCUUUGUUUAAUCUUUUGACCAUUGUUAGUUACUUUUUGGGUAAGAUAUGUGUGAUAUGUGAGUACAUGCACAUUGUGCCAUAAUCCAAGAAUUUCAAUGUAACAUUUUCACCAGUUAUUUCGCAGCUAUUUUCAUUUUUGUUUUUUCUGCAAGUUUUGUACUUAUUUUCUCUACCACAUGUCAAAGGUGACAUCCAUAAGUGUCUUGUUUUGUCCAACCAACAGCAAAUAAAAACAAUGUUUAUAAAUUAAAAUAUUCAGUUUACUAUCAAAAAAGAUGAA
This is a messenger RNA of Anoplopoma fimbria (sablefish), 2419 nucleotides long. RefSeq names its product formyl peptide receptor 1 (gene fpr1). The transcript has a single exon. Lineage: Eukaryota; Metazoa; Chordata; Actinopteri; Perciformes; Anoplopomatidae. Gene Ontology annotation, molecular function: complement receptor activity; G protein-coupled receptor activity. The record is from RefSeq and is a predicted model, not a curated record. Gene Ontology annotation, cellular component: plasma membrane. Gene Ontology annotation, biological process: complement receptor mediated signaling pathway; phospholipase C-activating G protein-coupled receptor signaling pathway; positive regulation of cytosolic calcium ion concentration. The coding region runs from base 1 to 1134 and encodes 377 amino acids.